AAGGAUGUCAUUUCACUCCCGAUAGUUUCGAUAAUCUCACCCUGGUAGAAGGAAAGAUUUGAAAACUUUUUCGCGGGGUUGUCGUCAUCCUCCGAAUGUUCCCAGUGCGCCGGCGCAGUGGAUGCGAGCGUAAGUGUGGAUGUUCCAACCUUCCGAACACAUCCCAGGAUACGAGGAGCUCCGAGACCAGUACUAAGCUGGAAGUUUUUCUCCCCGGUUCUUUUCUAUCUCAGGUGUCAUGCCAGGCGGAAGUCUCCAAAAGAUCUCCCUUCUUGGGUUGUGGUUUUUAGGGCCUUGCCGAUACCACGAAGACCCAUCGUAAAGGCCUGACCUUCCUCAUAGAGCUUUAUUUAUAUGUGCAAAUUGUGUAUUUAAAAAAUCGUCUGAAAUUUGUUUGUUCUUGUGUCGUAUUUUUUUUCCAUCGAGCGCAUCAUCAUUUAUUCGUGCAAUAUUUUUAUUCCUCCAAAAGUUCUACAUAUUAGUUGCAGCUUUACAACUCGAUUUCUGAAGAAUUGUAUUUAAUUAUUGGUCUAUUUGGAUUUCUGAAAUUCUGCAAACAAUAGUGCAUUGGAAUAAUAAGCUAAAAAAAGGUAUUUCUCCCUAAUAUUUAUUUCAACAGAUUCUAUUAGAGUUCAAACAUUUUUUUACUAAUUUAACAUUUGUAAAUAAGCAUUAAUUUUGCAAAAAGGGAACAUUUUUCAAUACUGAGAAUAAAUACGCAGCUUCUUUAAUAAUUCUUUUUUGUACAGAAACUUAGAUGGAUUGUCAAUUGUGUGUUCAAAAGCGCCAUGCGUGUCUAAUAUUAACUAAUAUCAAACUAACUGUUAUAAUUAGUUCUAGUAUUUAUUUAAUAAACUUUAUGACGGCUUGUUGUGUUGAACUUGGAAUGUUCAUUGCAUAUUUACCAUCAGUAACUGUGAAAUUCUCGGAACCAAGUUAGUGUGUAUUUUGGAUUGUAUUCAUUUCAAAGACCCUUGCCUUUUCCUUAUACUACCUCAUACAAUUAAAACCGUGAUAGGUCAUGCGCCUCCCCAUUGUGUUUCAAGUCCUCCGGCAUUUGUUGCUGGUUCUCCUCUGCCUGAGCUCCUUAUGGUUGGUGACUCCGUGCUUGGACAUCUCCACGAGAAACGAUUCCAGCGGAUUAUGUCUUGGUGGGAAAAAAUAUCCGAAACAGCGAAGACAGAACGACAACUUCUCGAUGAAAGCAGUGGCGGAAGCGGCUCAAACAAGAGCCUACCUGUCACCGGCCGUGUUCCUUGGGUCCUUGCGGAGUGUCCUUGUCCAGAGGGAUGGAACUAUUCGUGCCUGGUUCUCUAUGGACAGUGCACUUAAAACAAACACUUCUUUGAGUGAUGUACCAAAGAAUGAGGACAUUGAAGUAGUUUACUAUAGGAGCGGAGAACACUGUAUUCUGGAGAUGAACCAGGAUAAUUUGAAACUUGGCAGUCAGUACCUUGUGUUUGGCAAGUUCUCUGGAACAAACUCUUGGCCAUCACUGACCGCCACUGCUUUACCCAUUCCGAACGAGAAACGAACUUUACGGGCUGUAAAGAAAAUUCUGUGUAAAGAUUGCGCGAAAGCUCCGAGCAUAUCAGGUUUAGAGAAGGUGAAAGUAGUAGAAGGAAGUAAAGUACGACUGAACUGCCACCUAGCGGGGAACCCUAUUCCAUGGAUUGAGUGGUACAAAGACGGUGUCAAAGUCACCAGCAAAGGUCGCAUACGGGUCAAAACAAAAAGGAGGACCUCAAGACUUGUGAUACGUCGAGCUCGCCUGUCUGAUCGUGGAGUAUACGAAUGCAGAGCUGGAAACAUUGUGCAGCACGAACCCGCUUCCGCCAAAGCUACAGUCGCAGUUACUAAAAAGAAAAAGCCCAAAAAGCCACUUACUACAGCUUCACCAGCACCGCCUUCCACAACAGUUUCUUCUACAGAAUCCAGUCCAUGGACGACAGAACCUUGCCCAACAUCAGAUUUUUGCCUCAACGGAGGAACGUGUGUCUUCUAUAGAGUUGUCAGGGAAUAUGUUUGUUAUUGUGCGGAGGGAUACAUUGGUCUGAGAUGUGAUUACAAAGACGUCAGUAUUUCUGUGGGAGAAGUUAAAAAUCUGGAUCAAAAUCAUGAUCGUCUCUUCAUUGACAUUCUGGUUCUCUUUCUGAUUUUCUUUUGUUUAAACUGGGCUUGCCUCGGAAUCUGCUGGUUAUGUUGUUUCAGAUGUCAGCAUAAAAACUGGGGAAAAUUCCGUGAGAUGGCGCCACUACAAAGAUUCUUCAGGAGCGGAGACUUCCAUGGCGAGACUGAAGAAAAAACAUCAGUCGAUAUUGCUUUGGAGGUGACUAACAGUCGCAAAAACUCCGACUGUGAAAAACAGAAUGAAUAUAACAAGCAAAAUACUGAUGAUAUUAAAGUCAGCCAAAUCGAAAGCUGAAGUGUUGUUUCCUGAAUUAAAAGCAAACUGCUCCUAAGAUAUGAAACAUCUCGUAGUGGUUGUGUAUUAAAAUCAGGCAAUGUGGAGCAAUGAAAACGCCCAAAGAAUCAAAGCCCUGUUUUAAAAUUAGUUCUUUUUUUUCACUUGCUGUCGAGCCAAUUUUUUUUUUUUGAAAAGUUAAUACUUAAAUUUUGAAUUUAAAUGAAUUUGCAUUGCUGUGAUCAGGUUCCAUACCCCAUACUUUGAUUUAUUAAUAAUUAUACAAAAGAAAAUUGAUAAAAUUUCAUGCAAAACUUUGAAAAAAUUUGAGAAAACGUAUGGAGUAUGGGGCGAUUAUAUUAAUUACUGCCAGCCAUUUUCAUACAUCAAAUGAGCCUUCUGGGUUGGAAAUUAAAAUCAAAAUAUUGUAGUUUUUUUAUUUGUUCUUUUUCGUGUUCUUGUUCCUUUUUGUUAUAUUUAUUUAUGAAUACACGGAAAAAUUUAAGAUUUUUUGUUCCUUCUUCUUUUGCUUUUAAUCUUUUUAAUAAACUAAAUCUUUUUAUGAAUAUUUAUUUUCUUUUUUUCAAUAAGAGACGUUAAAAGUAACGUGUAAAAUAUUUCCUCAAUAUGCCAAAUUAGGCUUCAAAAAUUAUCUGAAAUAAAGAUUUUGGUUAAUUAGUCUUUUGUUAUUUUGAGAAAAAGUUCUGAAACAUUUUUCCAUAUUUGCCACCUCAAUUCAAUCUUUCAAUCUUAAUGUAUGGCAGAAUAGAGUGCUUUUAGCAUAUUUCUGAAUAUUUACUUUAAAAUCUAUGAAACCAUUACUUUUAAAUGUGCCUGAAAAUGCUAUAAGAAAUUUGAAAUCUUACACCAUCUCUGUAUAUUUUAAAAAUGAAUUUAUAAAAAACGAAAAAGAAAAAGGCAUUCAAAAUAACGGAUAUGAUACAUUCCGCAAAAAAUAACCGAAAUUCUGAAACUGUUUUUCUUUUUAAUUGUUACAAGCAGUUACUAAAUGCCUCUUAUCUGAAAUAUGCUUCACUUACUCUAGAGAGAUAUCAAAAUUUUGUGCUUCUAGUCCAUUGUCAAUCAAAAGAGUGAUCGGGAUUUCGUCCCAGUCAAACACAUAACCAUUGCUGUUGUAGUUGUCUAUAUUUCUUUUUUCCAUUUUGUAUAAAAUUCUGUAAAGAGAACUUUAAAAAAAAUAUCUUCUCUUCCAUUAAAAUUAUCUUUUGUAUAAUUGUACAAAUUAUUUUGUUGUUUGUAUAUAUAUGUGCAAGUUAUGUAAGAUCGCCAUCAUCAAAAUAUUUAAUUUAUUUGUCGCGAAAAAAUUAUUUAAUUGAAAAAUAAAAUUAAUUUAAUUACCU
Molecule: messenger RNA, 3765 nt
Organism: Argiope bruennichi
Lineage: Eukaryota; Metazoa; Arthropoda; Arachnida; Araneae; Araneidae
Exons: 8
Coding region: 1022-2425 (467 amino acids)
Biological process (GO): animal organ development; intracellular signal transduction; nervous system development
Molecular function (GO): signaling receptor binding
Source: RefSeq, a predicted model, not a curated record